This is a messenger RNA of Gymnodraco acuticeps, 1276 nucleotides long. RefSeq names its product mitochondrial ribosomal protein L3 (gene mrpl3). Gene Ontology annotation, cellular component: mitochondrial large ribosomal subunit; ribosome. Bases 150 to 1172 code for a protein of 340 amino acids. The transcript has 10 exons. NCBI's taxonomy places the organism in Eukaryota, Metazoa, Chordata, Actinopteri, Perciformes, Bathydraconidae. The record is from RefSeq and is a predicted model, not a curated record. Gene Ontology annotation, molecular function: structural constituent of ribosome. Gene Ontology annotation, biological process: translation.
UUUAGUUACGCACCGGAAGUUUCCAGGGUGACAUUAGGACAGGACGAAAAGGAAGGCAUGGUUUUUCUGAUGUUGUUAGACCCCAUGCGCCUCUAGUUUAUGUGUAUAUAUUUUUUAUUUAUGUGACAGUGUGUAUAUUAAACAGCGCAAUGUUGGCGUGGAGCGGUCGGUUUCUUCUUCAGCGGGGCCCUGGGCUCAUCUCUCUCCGAGCAGCAGCUGAAAGUCCCGCACAUUCAGUGUUUCUUUUCAGGACAGUAAAGACCACAACGUGGUUUGAUGAACACCUCACAGAGGACAACCAGGAGUUCAUGAGGAAGACCAUAGCGGAGGAAUACAGGAGUCAAACGGCUGAGAAGCUCAACCCGCUCAAAGAUGAGCCCUGGGAGCGCCAUGACUGGGCAGAGGGCAGUCGGAGAGUUGGAUUAGUAGCUGUGAAGUUGGGGAUGGCUCCUAUCUGGACGAAAGCGGGAGAAAAACACGUUGUCACCUUGUUACAGGUGCAGGACUGCCAUGUAAUUAAGCAUCUGUCCAAGGAAGAAUUUAAUGGACACACAGCUGCCCUCUUGGUAGGAGGGAAGAACGUAUCACCAUUCUUUAAGUCUGAAGAGCACAUGGAGAUGUUCAGGAAUGCGGGGGUGCCUCCGAAACAGAAAGUCACCACUUUUAAAGUCUCAGACAAUGCCAUCAUCAAGCCAGGCACUCCUCUGUUUGCGGCACAUUUCCGUCCAGGCCAAUAUGUGGACAUCACCGCCAAAUCCAUCGGUAAGGGCUUUCAAGGUGUAAUGAAGCGGUACGGGUUCAAAGGUCAGCCAGCCACCCACGGCUCAACCAAAACUCACCGCAGACCGGGAGCUUCUGGGCCUGGAGAUGCAGCCAAAGUGUUCAAAGGGAAAAAGAUGCCCGGCAUGAUGGGAAACAUCUCCAUCACAGCUCAUGGGCUGAAGGUAUGGAGGGUCAAUACCAAGUACAACGUGCUGUAUGUGAACGGCUCGGUGCCCGGACACAGGAACUGCGUGUUGAAGGUGAGAGAUUCUAUACUACCAAACAGGAAGUCCUCCCUGAUCAACCCUCCUUUCCCGACAUAUUUCACAGAAGAGGAAGGAGACCUGGAUGAAGACUUGUACGACGAGAACUUGUUCAUUCAGACAGAUCCAUCGUUAUCACUGACCUGAAGACCCCCCCCCCCCCACACACACACACACACACACACAACAUGGUUUCAUCUAAAACCAUAAACUAUGUCACGAUCCUACAAUAAAGAACAAUUGAAUUUGAA